Molecule: messenger RNA, 4954 nt
Organism: Chlamydomonas reinhardtii
Lineage: Eukaryota; Viridiplantae; Chlorophyta; Chlorophyceae; Chlamydomonadales; Chlamydomonadaceae
Exons: 23
Coding region: 109-4212 (1367 amino acids)
Biological process (GO): double-strand break repair via synthesis-dependent strand annealing; reciprocal meiotic recombination
Cellular component (GO): nucleus
Molecular function (GO): ATP binding; ATP-dependent chromatin remodeler activity; DNA translocase activity
Source: RefSeq, a predicted model, not a curated record
ACUGGCCCACACAGCCGUGCGGUUUCGCUUGUCGUUGAAUGCUUGUUUGCUCAAGUGGCAAGCGUCGUCACACAGCAGUCAGCAGCAACCGCUAGGUGCUAGGUGGGAAUGAGGCGCGCCGCGGGAGCGGUUGCCACGGCGAGCUUGCCGCCCGGGCAGCCGCGGGCGCCCCAGCGCCGGCGAACGACCAGCAGCGGCUCUGGCAGCGAUGUGGGCAUCAUCGACGAAGCUAUGGAGGACGCGGACCAGCAGGACUCGGACGCUGACCCCGAGUCGGAGCCGCUGAGCGACGACGAUGACGACUUUGAGGACCUGCCUCCGCGUAAGCGCAAACCUGAGCCCGUGGCGAAGAAGCCAGCAGCAGCUGCUGUUGGACGCCCCGCGGCAGCGACCACCGCAGCUGCAGCCAAGCCAAAGCCGGUUGCGGCGAAGGCCCCUGCCGCUUCAGUCGCGGUGGCCGCAGCUGCACCCGCGGCAAAAGGCGCGGCGGUGGGGCGCGUGGGCCUGGGCGCGGCGCCAACUGUGGGCGGGGGCACGGGGCGAGGCCGGGGUCUGCCGCCCGCCGCACGGCCGCCGGUAGCCCCAGCGGCGGCGGCGGCGGCGCCAUGGCGACCCACGGCAGCAGCGGCGGCGGCAACGGCGACGGCGGCAGCGGCAACGGCGACGGCGGCAGCGGCGCCCGCGGCCUCGCAAGCGGCGUCCGAUAAUGAGGCGUCGUCUGCUGAUGAGGCCUCGCCCGAGGCCUCGCCGAGCAUGUCUACCUCAGCAUCACCUCCAUCGUCUCCUGAGAAAGGGGCAGCAGGGAGCAGCAGAGCCGCCACUGCAACUGCAUCUGGGUCGGGGGCGGGGAGAGGCCCUCCUGCUGGUGGCCGCGGAUUGGGGCUGCAGCGGUCCGGCGGUGUUCGCGUCCUCAGCAGAGGUAGGGGUGCGGCGUCUGGUGGCAACUCGGUCGGCGGCACACGCAGCGGCGCUGCGCUGAGCCGGCAAAGCAUGACCGCUGCGGCCGACUGCGUCCGUGCGCUUGCCUCUGGCGGCGGCAACCGCCAGAGCGUCGGCAGUGUCAGCAGUAGCGGUGGUGGCACUGGAGGUGGAGGUGGGGCAGGCGGCGGCAGCAGCACGGUGACGGGCGUGAAGCGGCCGGCAGGGAGCCUAGGUCUGGCGCGGAGGUCACUGCCUGCGCCGGGGGCUGCCGGCUGCACCGCCAUCAUGAAGCCGUACAAGUGCCCACUGCCCAACUACGCCGGGCCGCUGGGCCAGCGCGGCACACUGGGCAUCCGGCGCGGGCCGCAGGUGCCGCUCAAGGCCUUCCGCAACGGCCUCAACACACUGGUGGCGGGAGUCAAGCCCGAGGACGACGGCAAGGCCAACCCGGACGACGCGCCUGUGGUGCCGCUGUGCAUCUGGGACCCUGCGGAGCAGGACCCGGAGGGACCCCUCAUGAAGGCGCUACUGGCCAAGCAGGCCAAACUCAGCGGCGGUGGCAGCAGCAGUGCUGCUACUGCUGCUACAGCCGCCACAGGCGGUGACGGCGGUGAGGCUGCCACCGGCGAUGCCGCCGCAGCUGCAGUGCCGGCUGUGGAGGCGGCAGCCGUGGCGAGUGCAGCAGCAGGUCCCAAGCAUGGCGGGCUGACAGCGCUGUGGGCGGCGCCGUUCCUGGCGCGCAAGCUGCGGCCGCACCAGCGCGAGGGAGUCAAGUUCAUGGUGCAGUGCAUUGCGGGCCUGCGCCAGCCGGAGUACUCGGGCUGUGUGCUGUGCGACGGCAUGGGCCUGGGCAAGACCUUUCAGGCCAUCGCGGCGCUGUGGACGCUGCUGAGCGACGGUGUGCACGGGCGGCGGCCCACAUGUGUGCGGCCGCUGGUGCUGUGCCCGGCCUCGCUGGUCGCCAACUGGGGCAAGGAGCUGGAGUUCUGGCUGGAGGGCCGGGUGGCGCCAGUCGUGGUGGACGACACGCGCGGGGACAAGGUGAAGGAGUCACUUGGUACCUUCGGCGGGUUUGCGGGAGCACGUGCCGGCAAGCCGCAGGUGCUGGUGAUGGGCUACCAGACGUUCCGCAGCCACCGCGACGCCGUGGUCAAGAAGAACAUCGACAUCGUGCUGUGCGAUGAAGCCCACUUCCUGAAGAACGUGGACAGCCAGCUGACCAAGGCGGUGGCGGGGCUGCCGGCGCGCAUGCGGCUGCUGCUGACCGGCACGCCCAUCCAGAACAAGCUGCAGGAGUUCUACACGGUCAUGUCCACCGCGGUACCGGGGCUGCUGGGCGAGCUGCCGGCCUUCAGACGCACCUACGAGCUGCCCAUACAGCGCGGCAGCGACGCUGACGCCAGCGACGCCGAGGCGGCCCUGGGCAUGGAGCGCAUGGACGCCAUGCUGGCCCUGUGCGGCACCUACAUGCUGCGCCGCUCCUGCAACACCAUGAAGAAGUACCUGCCGCCCAAGGUGGAGCAGGUGGUGUUUUGCAAGAUGAGCACGCUGCAGGCCCGGCUGUACAACUUCUUCCUCAACUCGCCCGCCGUGGUGCGCGCGCUCCACGGCCGCGCAGCGGCUCGAGAGAAGGCCAGUGCCAUCGCAGCUCGCAAAGCUGCCAAGGCGCAGGGCGGAGGCGGAGGCGGCAAGCGCGCCGCUGCUGGCAGCGUCACGGCCGAGCCGGUGGAUGGCGCGGAGGCGGAGGUGGCGGGUGCCGCAGGCGAUGGCGACGGCAAGGACGCGCCGGCGGCUGGAGGAGCGUGUGGGACGACAGGGCCGGCUGCUGCGGCUGCAGCACGCGGUGGAGACCUCUCCACGCUAGCUGCCAUCACUGCCCUCAAGAAGAUGUGCUGCCACCCCGACCUGAUCUACCAAAUGUUCAACCCGGCCUCCAUGAGGCGGGCGGCGCCUCCCCCAGCGGCAGCACCCGUAGAAGCGCGCGCCGCGCCGCGCCGCGCCGCCGCCACAGCGGCCGCCGCCGCCUGGGGCGCCAGCGCUGACAAUGACGCCGACGCCGAUGAUGACGGUGGACCUGGCGGCGCAAAGAAGAAGAAAGUUGCGGCUGGCGGCCGCGGCGGCGGAGCCGGCGGAGCUGGCGGAGCCGACGGGUGUAAGAGCGGCGCGGACGGGCGGCCUGUGGUGACUGGGUUUGAGGGCUGCUUGCCGCUGUUCGGCGAGGCGAGUGUGGCGCCGGUCUACAAGCCGGGCAGCUGCCAGGCCUACCACAGCGGCAAGGUGGCGGUGCUGGAGAUGAUGCUCAAGGCGGUGCGCGACAGCGGCAGCGGGGACAAGGUGGUGCUGGUGUCCAACUACACCGAGGCGUUGGACAUCCUCGAGGGGAUGUGCCGCGCGCACGCCUGGGCCUUCCUGCGGCUGGACGGCGGCUGCGACGUGAAGAAGCGGCAGCCACUGGUCGACUGCUUCAACGACCCCGCGCACCCCUCCUUCCUGCUGCUGCUCAGCUCCAAGGCCGGCGGCGUGGGGCUCAACAUCAUCGGCGCCAACCGCCUGGUGCUGUUCGACCCGGACUGGAACCCCGCCAACGAUCUGCAGGCCAUGGCGCGUGUGUGGCGGCAGGGCCAGAAGAAGAAGGUGUGGAUCUACCGCCUGCUCACCACCGGGUCCAUCGAGGAAAAAGUGUACCAGCGGCAAGUGGCCAAGCAGGGCCUGUCGGCCGCCAUUGUGGACAACAGCAACGACCAGUCGCGAACCUUCUCAGCUGAGGAGCUGCGCGCGCUGUUCGAGGUCAACACGACCACGAGGUGCGACACGCACGGCGCCAUCAAGUGCAGCUGUGACGGCAGUGUGGCCACCGCAAAGGCCAAGACCGAGCAGCUCAGGCGCGCAGCGGAGGCGGCGGCGCAGGCCGCCGCAGAGGCGGAAGCUGAGGCCGAGGCGGAGGCGGAGGAUGAGCAAGGAGAGGACGGCGGCGAGCGUGGCCGCAAGGCGAAGUCGGCGGGUGGCGCCAAGAAGGCCAAGCAGGACCAUGACGGCGACACGGCGGAGGAGGGUGUUGUCAAGUGGGCGCACCUGAGCAGCGUGGCCGACUCACCCGACCCCAUCUGGGCGUCCGUGAACGCCUGGCUGCGGGACCGCUUCACCACCUACCUCUUCAGCGACCACAUCAUUGCCGAGGCCACGGCCAGGAAUGGGCAGCAGGCCGUCGAGGAUGUGGAGCUAGAAGAGGAGCAGGAGGCAGAGGAAGAGGAGGAGCGGCAGGAGGAGUUGGAGUGUGGGAAUGAAGAGUGAAGGGUGAGUUUCGUCAUUGCAUGGGCAGUAGCAGACAAGCAGGCCGGCGGCCGGCGACCUUGCUUUGCAAGUGAGGCUUUUAAAGCAGUUUGGCAGAAGUGACAUGCAUUGUUGGUUUCCCAUGAGAUGACGCAUGCAGCGGGCGUAUGAUGUGUGCAAAGGUGCGGCAGGGAUGCACAUAGCUGGCUGAGCUGGACGGGGGGGAUGUGCGGCUUGGGAGAUGAUUUGGCUGCUGAUCAGCAAGUGUCGCAGUGCACGGCCGGAAAAGCAGGCACGUGAUGACCGACAUGAGAAUGCGGCGGACGGUCAACCAGGUCGCGUCGUCUUCCUUGCUUGGAAACCCGGAGUAAAGCGGGCUCGUGCGUCCUUACUUGCAUUAAUGAUCCUGGAUUCCUGGUAGUUUGAGGCAUUUGGAGCCGGUCGGAGCGGCCUUGGGCCGGGGCUCAAGGUCCCAUGUUGAAGCAAGCGGUGCACAUCUCUUGCAAGGGGCAUGCGCGGUGGGGGAUGGCUGGGGCGGCGCGCUGAUACUUGCUGAGAGGGGGCUCGGAGCAGGGACCUCGGCCCGUGGGGCGCUACUGGGAGGAAUGGCUGCAGUGAAACUGUGAAUAUUUUAUAGCAGGAGUAACUAAGAAUUGUUAGGGGCAGGAGCAGGGCUGCUGGACAGUGUGAAGGAUUGGGGCGGUCGCGACUUCGAGGAGGGCCUGCCCACGGCCCUCAGUCCAACCGAGUAUAUUUAUUCAUA